AAUAACAAUUACACCCAGUCAGGAAAAUAAAUCAAAAUUUCAUAUAAUGCACUAAAAGUUUUAACCCGUAUUUAGUGGACAAAAGGGAUAAAAUUUAGGGUAAAAGUCGGACACUAACAUUUUUUUCGGCAUUUUCUGAAGAGAUGUUUACAGAUUUUUACAUAUUUUGCAUUAAUUUCAGACAUUAAACCAAAAGCGAAAGAAUAAAAUGCAAAAAUGAUAUGGUUAAUAGCAGCUGGGGUAGUGGCGUUUUUUUUAUGGUAUAGUUUCAUUUGGCCUUUAAAUCAUUUUACACGAUUGGGCGUUAAACAAACAAAACCAUGGCCAUUGUUUGGAGAUUCUUGGCCCUCUAUAUUCAAAGUGAAAAGUGUGAGCGAACAUAUAUCAUGGAUUUAUAAUAUGCACCCUGAUACCCGAUAUACUGGAUUUUUCCAAUUUGCAACACCUUCGAUAAUGCUAAGAGAUCCACAAUUGAUUAAGCAAAUAACAGUCAAAGAUUUUGACCAUUUCACUGAUCACAGAAAGAUUGUUGAACCUGAAUCAGAUCCAAUUUGGAGUGGGAAUUUAUUUGCUUUAAGAGGAGCGAAAUGGAGGGAAAUGAGAGCAACCUUAAGUGGAUCUUUUACUAGUAGCAAAAUGAAGCAUAUGUUUGAUGUAAUAAACGAAACUGCUGAAAAUUUCUCAAAACAUUUUGCAAGUAAAAAUGAGAAAUUUUUUGAACUUGAAUUUAAAGAUGUGUUUACAAAGUACACGAAUGACAUAAUUGCCACAUCAGCAUUUGGAAUCCAAGUAAACUCUUUAGCAGACCCCAAAAAUACAUUUUAUACCAUGGGCGAAACAAUAACUGAUUUAAGUGGUUUCCUAAACACACUUAGGUUUAUUACCCUAACGUCAAUGCCUACAUUGGCCAAGUACCUCAGAUUAACCCUAUUUCCAAGAAAUCCAGUAUGCUACUUUCGAGUCAUAAUACACGAUACAAUCAAAGUUAGGAUUCAAAAAAGCAUUGUCAGGAAAGAUAUGCUGAAUCUGCUUUUGGAUACACGAAAAGGCAUCACUAAUGAAGAAGAAGGAGUUGUCGAAACAGGUUUUGCCACCGUCAAAGAAUUUUCUUCUACAAAUAAACCAAAAGCCAAGGAAUUCAAGUAUUUAAGUGAUGAUGAUAUUACAUCACAAGCAUUAAUUUUCUUCUUUGCUGGUUUCGAUACGGUAUCAACUGCCUUGUGUUUUGUUACUUCCGAAAUUGCAAUAAACCCAGAUAUUCAAGAGAGGCUCAGGGAAGAAAUUAUCGAGACACAACAAGCUAAUAAUGGAAAGCUGUCAUAUGAUGCAUUACUGAAAAUGAAAUACAUGGAUAUGGUGUUUUCUGAGGGACUUAGAAAAUGGCCGCCGGCUCCAAGCAUUGACAGAGCAUGUACUAAAUCAUACACAAUUCAACCUGUCCGUCCCGAUGAAAAACCCGUUCACCUGAAGCCUGGAGACGUGCUGAUGCUUCCCAUUAUGGGCCUUCAUCGAGAUCCACGUUACUAUGAAAAUCCGGAGACAUUCGAUCCCGAACGAUUUUCCCACGAAAAUAAGGACAAGAUUAGACCCUACACAUAUAUUCCAUUCGGUUCAGGUCCGAGAAACUGUAUUGGUUCUAGGUUCGCUAUUCUUGAAGCAAAAGCUGUUUUAUACCAUUUGUUGCUGAAUUUCAAAAUUGAGCCAACAAAGCGUCUCAGUGUGCCAUUGAAACUUUCCAAAAAAACAUUUAGAAACACUGUAGAGGGCGGUUUCUGGUUGAGACUGAGAAAAAUUCAAAUCUGAGCAGGAUCAUUUUCAUAAAUAUAAAUAUUUUUAGGUUUUUAGUGUAUACAGUAUAUAUAUAUAUUUAGUAUAGUUAGCUUUUUGUAUUAUGUAUUUGAUAAUAAAAUAUUAUGUAUCAUAAAUACAUGUGAUUUGAGGUUAA
This is a messenger RNA of Dendroctonus ponderosae (mountain pine beetle), 1945 nucleotides long. RefSeq names its product cytochrome P450 9e2. Gene Ontology annotation, molecular function: iron ion binding; monooxygenase activity; oxidoreductase activity, acting on paired donors, with incorporation or reduction of molecular oxygen. The coding region runs from base 217 to 1803 and encodes 528 amino acids. Lineage: Eukaryota; Metazoa; Arthropoda; Insecta; Coleoptera; Curculionidae. The transcript has 8 exons. The record is from RefSeq and is a predicted model, not a curated record.